AUGGCGGAGCGGGCGCCGGAGCCCGAGGCGGAGGCGGAGGCUGAGGCGGGAGCAGGCGGGGAGGCGGCCGCCGAGGAGGGCGCGGCGGGCCGCAAGGCGCGGGGCCGGCCGCGGCUCACGGAAUCGGACCGGGCCCGGCGGCGGCUCGAGUCCCGGAAGAAGUACGACGUGAGGCGUGUGUACCUGGGCGAGGCGCACGGGCCCUGGGUGGACCUGCGGCGCCGCAGCGGCUGGAGCGACGCCAAGCUCGCCGCCUACCUCAUCUCGCUGGAGCGCGGCCAGCGUAGCGGCCGCCACGGGAAGCCUUGGGAGCAAGUCCCCAAAAAGCCAAAGCGGAAGAAAAGGCGGCGACGCAAUGUGAACUGCCUGAAGAACGUGGUGAUCUGGUACGAGGACCACAAGCACCGCUGCCCCUAUGAGCCACACCUGGCUGAGCUGGACCCCACCUUCGGCUUGUAUACCACGGCUGUGUGGCAGUGUGAAGCCGGGCACCGCUACUUCCAAGACCUGCACUCCCCGCUGAAGCCGCUCAGCGACUCGGACCCCGAGAGUGACAAAGUGGGCAAUGGCCUGGUGGCCGGCAGCUCCGACUCGUCCAGUUCUGGCUCUGGCUCUGACUCCGAGGAGCCCCCAGAGGGCCAGCCAACCAAGGCGACCGUGGCCACGGCGGCAGUCACGCCCACCAGCCCGGCAGGCAGCAGUGGGCUCAUCACACAGGAGGGCAUGCACAUCCCCUUCGACGUCCACCACGUGGAGAGCCUGGCUGAGCAGGGCACUCCGCUAUGCCCCAACCCCGCCAGCAGCGGGCCGGAGGCCCUGGAGACAGUGGUGUGCGUGCCCGUGCCCGUACAAGUGGGCCCGGGCCCCGGCACCCUCUUUGAGAACGUGCCCCAGGAGGCACUGGGUGAGGUGGUGGCCAGCUGUCCCAUGCCAGGCAUGGUGCCCGGGUCGCAGGUGAUCAUCAUCGCCGGCCCCGGCUACGAUGCCCUCACAGCCGAGGGCAUCCACCUCAACGUGGCAGCCGGCAGCACUGCCCCCGGAGGGGGCCUGGGCGAUGAGGUGCCCUGUGCCAUGAUGGAGGGCGUGGCUGCCUACACACAGACAGAGCCGGAGGGUGGCCCACCCAGUACCAUGGACCCUGCUGCCAUGACAGGCAUUGAGACCAAGAAAGAGAAGGAGGACCUGUAUGUGCUCAAGAAGGAGGAGAAGGAGGAGCUGGUGGCCCCUGAGAUGGCUGAGCUGGCUGCGACGGUGCCUGAGAGCACCGAGCCUGAGGCCGAGGCCGACGGGGAGGAGCUCGAGGGCAGCGACAUGUCCGCCAUCAUCUACGAGAUCCCCAAGGAGCCCGAGAAGAGGCGGCGGAGCAAGAGGUCGCGGGUGAUGGACGCCGAUGGCCUGCUGGAGAUGUUCCACUGCCCCUACGAGGGCUGCAGCCAGGUCUACGUGGCCCUCAGCAGCUUCCAGAACCAUGUCAACCUUGUGCAUCGGAAAGGGAAGACCAAAGUGUGCCCUCAUCCUGGCUGCGGCAAGAAGUUCUAUUUAUCCAACCACCUGCGGCGGCACAUGAUCAUUCACUCAGGUGUCCGUGAAUUCACCUGCGAAACCUGCGGCAAGUCUUUUAAGAGGAAGAACCACCUGGAGGUACACCGGCGCACGCACACUGGCGAGACGCCUCUGCAGUGCGAGAUCUGUGGCUACCAGUGCCGACAGCGCGCAUCGCUCAACUGGCACAUGAAGAAGCACACGGCCGAGGUGCAGUACAACUUCACGUGCGAGCGCUGCGGGAAGCGCUUCGAGAAGCUGGACAGCGUCAAGUUCCACACGCUCAAAAGCCACCCGGACCACAAGCCCGCCUGA
This is a messenger RNA of Rangifer tarandus platyrhynchus (Svalbard reindeer), 1857 nucleotides long. The record is from the annotation of a GenBank genome assembly. NCBI's taxonomy places the organism in Eukaryota, Metazoa, Chordata, Mammalia, Artiodactyla, Cervidae.